GACUUCACCAACCGUGACGGAAAUAGAGGUCGAGGUGACCAGGGCCCCCCACUUUGCUCCGCCCCCUCCUUUCCACACUGUGUCCACCUGAGAUAGGCAAAAGGGAUAUCGGAAGAGUUGGUUUCUUUCAUUUACCAAAAGUGCAAUUUAGAAGACGGCCAGGUGAGAUGCUGAUUGAGCUCCCUAAGUGAUGACGUCAUGAUGCAACUGGACAGUCUGAGUGGUCUCUCGUCAACUACUGCAGGAGAUGUCUCUAACAGCUCUGGCCCAACACAAUCACACAGCAACAGACUGUUGGAUCAGCCGAAUGCGGCCUCCUUAGAUUCACGCCACGCAAUCCCUGGAUUUACUUCUGUGAUUAACUGGAGAUCGGAUUAUCCUGUUCAUCAGGCAACAGGAGUAGAUGUAUGCACAACUUCCGGUGACAAACAAACAUCUGACGAUGAAGAUUACAGACCAUUUACACCUCCGCCACCAAGAGAGCGACUGAGCUACACACGCUACCAGUUGGCACUGCUUAAUGGAAUCUAUCAAGAAGUCCGAUAUCCCAAUGGAACACAGAAACAACUGAUAGCCAAGCGUGUGGGCAUCACAAGAGAACAAGUGAAAAUUUGGUUUCAAAAUAGAAGAAGAAAAGAUGUGGUUACAAAGAAGGUCCCCUCUAAAACUGCUAGUUCCAAGUCUGAGGUCAAGGACAAUGCCAAUGAUGUCAAGGACAACUCACCAACUGUGGGCCUUCAAUCUCCUGUUAGUGAUAACAGUUCUGAGAGUUUCAUUAGAACAGAUGAUGACCCACAGACUCUUGAACAUAUGGAUACACACCUAUGUGAUACACUCAAAUCACACAACACUAGUGAUAGCAGAACUGAACUAUCCCCUGGUAACAAGGACAACCACUCUCCGCCGAGUUCAACCUCAUCAACUUCUUUAAUAGUCUCCCCUGUUGUUCUUCGGAGCAUGAUAGUGGAGCUGAACAAGUUUAACAAUGAGUACCUAAAGCUGAAAAAAAGCAAGAAAAAAAGAAAAAAAUCCAAAGGGACUAAACCAGCUCUCACAACGUCUGCACCAGCUAAGUUGUCUUCCUUGCCCUCAUUUUCAUCUUUAUCUUCUUGUCAAGCUCCACGCCUCUUUCAGAACUACGACAUGCUGGCACCUCCUAAUAAACUGACACCAACAGCAAAUACAACAUUACAUGCCAGUGAAACGUCCGCUUUUCGCAAUCCACGAAGCCAGUUCAGUAGCAGUCGACCCUGGGAGAAUAUGUCCACAUCUAAUUCAUCUCACAGUUCUUUUCAUACAACAGAUUUCAUGCAAUCAUACGGUGGUUUAGAAAACCUUCAUUCUCCUUCAGAGAUGUCUUCAAGCAGUAUUGCUACAUCAUCAGUGGAGAAUACUUUGUCAAAGUCUCUAACCCAAACUCAUCAGCAGUUGUACAAUAAUGCUCAGACAUCGAGUGAUCUUGACCCCAACUUGAAAAUGCAGCCAUCUGCUAUGAUUCUUGAUGCAAGAAUGUCGUCUGCUGCCAGAAGCAUAGAUUAUCCAACGUCUUCCAGGAUGAGCCAACUCUCUACAGCGCAAAGCACUCACCCAAAUCCACAUUUCUCUCACUUGCUGCAGCGACAUGACAUUGGGUUUUCCAACAUGGAUAGUGAGAAAUGUUUUCAGCCAUCUAGCCCACACCAUACUCUUUCACUGCAUCCUCACCACAGCGCACACUUUGCAGCAAUCAAUCGUGUUUAUCCUUUCCCCCUUGUGGCUGAGCCUCCGGUCAUGCUAUCCAACAUUCGUCCCACAGAGUCUUACAUGCAGCACUCAUCCUGGCACCAGCUCUCAACCCCGCCACACCUGCCCUCCUCACAGCAAAGUACAGCUGGCUCACAUGAGACGUACAGACCUUUACUCAUCUCUUCCAUCAAUAACCCUUACUUCUCCUCCACUCCACUGACCUACAUCUCUUCUCAGUCCUCCACAUCGUCCACACCAAGAUGGACUUCUCAAACUUCAGACCUGAACAACAAUCACUUCACACAGCUGUGAAAUAUCUUCACUCAAACUGACAAUGUAAAUAAUUGAUAAAGGAAAUUAUAUUGUGAAUAGAAUUUGAGUCUUUUCACACAAAACCUGUUUUAAAGAUUAAUACAAAUUUAUUUAAAUGAAAAGAUUUAAAGUGACUUGUUGUAUGAAAUAGAGCAUCCAAAUCUAUUACAUAAUUUAUAAGAUCUUAAAUUAACACUGAAAAGAAAUGCAUUGAAGAUAUGAUGUCUUGAGUGCUAGACAUUAAGUCCCAACUAGAUCUAGUUUUUCUAGCAGCACAAGGUCUUUAAGACUUUUUUGUGAUUGUACAGAUAAAUACUGAAUGGGAGACAGGCUUUGAGUAUUCUCAACACUGGUAGAUAAGGGGAUA
Biomphalaria glabrata is the source of this 2404-nucleotide messenger RNA. Its product is annotated as homeotic protein proboscipedia-like. Bases 199 to 2037 code for a protein of 612 amino acids. The record is from RefSeq and is a predicted model, not a curated record. NCBI's taxonomy places the organism in Eukaryota, Metazoa, Mollusca, Gastropoda, Planorbidae. Gene Ontology annotation, biological process: regulation of transcription by RNA polymerase II. Gene Ontology annotation, molecular function: RNA polymerase II cis-regulatory region sequence-specific DNA binding; DNA-binding transcription factor activity, RNA polymerase II-specific. The transcript is spliced from 4 exons.